Messenger RNA from Pyrgilauda ruficollis (rufous-necked snowfinch), 8747 nucleotides. RefSeq names its product cadherin EGF LAG seven-pass G-type receptor 1 (gene CELSR1). Gene Ontology annotation, biological process: cell surface receptor signaling pathway; G protein-coupled receptor signaling pathway; homophilic cell-cell adhesion. Lineage: Eukaryota; Metazoa; Chordata; Aves; Passeriformes; Passeridae. The transcript has 35 exons. The record is from RefSeq and is a predicted model, not a curated record. Gene Ontology annotation, molecular function: calcium ion binding; G protein-coupled receptor activity. Gene Ontology annotation, cellular component: plasma membrane. The coding region runs from base 16 to 8262 and encodes 2748 amino acids.
CGGCUGGCGUACUCCAUGGAGGCGCUCUUUGACGAGCGCUCCAACGACUACUUCACCAUCGACGCCGAGACGGGCAGUGUGGUCACUGCCCGCAGCCUUGACCGGGAGACGAAGGACACCCACGUGCUGAAGGUUACCGCCUCCGACCAUGGUUCCCCACGCCGCCGUUCGGCCACCACCUAUCUGACAGUGACUGUGAGUGACACCAACGACCACGAGCCGGUGUUUGAGCAGCCUGAGUACCGGGAGAGCAUCCGGGAGAACCUGGAGGUGGGUUAUGAGGUGCUGACCAUCCGUGCCACUGAUGGUGAUGCCCCAGCCAAUGCCAACAUGCUCUACCGCCUGCUGGAGCCAGGUGCUGGUGACGGAGUCUUUGAGAUUGACCCGCGUUCUGGGGUUGUGAGGACCCGAGCUUCGGUGGACCGUGAGGAGGUCUCUGAGUACCACCUGGUGGUGGAAGCCAACGACCAGGGCAAGGACCCAGGACCGCGCAGUGCCACAGCUAUGGUGCACAUCACUGUAGAGGAUGAGAAUGACAACUACCCUCAGUUCAGUGAGAAGCGCUACCUGGUCCAGGUGCCAGAGGAUGCCCCAGUGAACAGCCAGAUACUGCAGGUACAGGCCACAGAUCGGGACCGGGGCAGCAAUGCCCAGGUGCACUACAGCAUUGUGAGUGGCAACCUGAAAGGCCAGUUCUACAUUCACUCUUUCUCUGGCGCCAUCGACCUCAUCAACCCUCUGGAUUACGAGACUAUUCGGGAGUACACCCUCCGGAUCAAAGCCCAGGAUGGGGGCAGACCUCCUUUGAUCAACUCCAGUGGUAUGGUGUCGGUACAGGUUGUAGAUGUGAAUGACAAUGCCCCCAUCUUUGUGAGCACUCCCUUCCAGGCCACGGUGCUGGAGAAUGUUCCUCUGGGCUACUCGGUGCUGCACAUCCAGGCUGUGGAUGCUGACUCUGGAGAGAAUGCCCGCCUGGAGUACAAACUCAUAGAGAUGGCACCAUCCGCUGGAGGUGCCCCUGUAGCAAGUGACUCUGGGUUCCCUUUUCAAAUCAACAACAGCACGGGGUGGAUCACUGUGGCUGCGGAGCUGGACCGAGAGACUGUGGAAAACUAUCACUUUGGGGUGGAGGCCAGGGACCACGGUGUGCCGGUCAUGACCUCCUCAGCCAGCGUGUCCAUCACUGUCCUGGACGUGAACGACAACAAUCCCACCUUCACAGAGAAGGUGUAUCACCUCAGACUGAACGAGGAUGCAGCUGUGGGCAGCAGUGUCCUGACCCUGACAGCAGUGGACAGGGACGUUAACAGUGUUGUGACUUACCAGAUUACCAGUGGCAACACCAGGAAUCGUUUUGCCAUCACCAGUCAGAGUGGAGGAGGGCUGAUCACACUGGCCUUGCCCCUGGAUUACAAGCAAGAGAGGCAGUAUGUGCUCACAGUCACUGCCUCUGAUGGCACUCGCUUUGACACUGUCCAGGUCUUCAUCAAUGUCACAGAUGCCAACACACACCGCCCAGUCUUCCAGAGCUCCCACUACACAGUGAGUGUCAGUGAGGACAAGCCCAUUGGCACCUCUAUUGUCACCAUCAGUGCCACUGAUGAAGACACAGGGGAGAAUGCAAGAAUCACUUAUAUUUUGGACGAUAAUAUCCCCCAGUUCCGCAUUGACCCUGAUACAGGCACCAUCACCACCCUGAUGGAGCUGGACUAUGAGGACCAGGCCUCCUACACGUUGGCUAUUACAGCCCACGACAAUGGUAUCCCCCAGAAAUCGGACACGACGUACGUUGAGAUUCUCAUCCUGGACGCCAAUGACAAUGCACCCCGCUUCCUGCGCGACCGCUACCAGGGCUCAGUUUUUGAGGAUGUGCCGCUCUCCACCAGUGUCCUGCAGCUGUCUGCCACUGACCGUGACUCGGGCCUCAAUGGCCGUCUCCUCUACACAUUCCAAGGUGGUGACGAUGGAGAUGGGGACUUCUACAUUGAGCCCACUUCUGGAGUGAUACGCACGCUGCGCAAGCUGGACCGCGAGAACGUGGCUGUGUACAGCCUGCGGGCUUUUGCUGUGGACAGGGGCAGCCCGCCACUGAAGGCCUCUGUGGACAUCCAGGUGACUGUGCUGGACAUUAAUGACAACCCCCCUGUCUUUGAGAAGGAUGAAUUUGAUAUCUUUGUGGAGGAGAACAGCCCCGUGGGCUCUAUUGUGGCACGGAUCAGUGCAGCUGAUCCUGAUGAGGGGACCAAUGCACAGAUCAUGUACCAGAUUGUAGAGGGGAACAUCCCUGAGGUCUUCCAACUAGACUUGCUCAAUGGAGACCUCACAGCCCUAAUGGACCUGGAUUAUGAGAGCAGGACAGAGUAUGUUAUUGUGGUGCAGGCCACUUCAGCGCCUCUUGUGAGCCGAGCAACUGUGCACAUCCGCCUCCUGGACCAGAACGAUAACCCACCCGUGCUGCAGGACUUCCAGAUCCUCUUCAAUAACUACGUGACCAACAAGUCCAACAGCUUUCCCUCUGGCGUGAUUGGCAAGAUCCCAGCUCAUGAUCCUGAUGUGUCUGAUAGCCUGGCCUACACUUUUGUCCAAGGCAAUGAAUUAAACUUGCUCCUUUUGGACUCUGUCACUGGGGAGCUCAAACUCAGUCGUGAUCUGGACAACAACAGACCCCUGGAAGCCCUUAUGAAAGUGUCAGUCUCAGAUGGUGUUCACAGUGUCACUGCAGUCUGCACCCUGCGUGUCACCAUCAUCACGGACGACAUGCUCACCAACAGCAUCACAGUGCGGCUGGAGAACAUGUCCCAGGAGAGGUUCCUUUCUCCCCUCCUGUCCCUCUUUGUGGAGGGGGUGGCAACCGUGCUCUCCACUGCCAAGGACGGCAUCUUUGUUUUCAACAUCCAAAACGACACGGAUGUCAGCUCCAAUAUCCUGAACGUGACCUUCUCAGCCUUGCUCCCUGGUGGCAUUCGAAACAAGUUCUUCCCCUCGGAGGACCUGCAGGAGCAGAUCUACCUCAACAGGACGCUGCUGACCACGAUUUCCACACAGAGGGUGCUGCCUUUCGACGACAACAUCUGCUUGCGUGAGCCCUGUGAGAACUACAUGAAGUGUGUCUCCGUCCUGAAGUUUGACAGCUCGGCCCCGUUCAUCAGCUCCAACACGGUCCUGUUCCGCCCCAUCCACCCCAUCAAUGGGCUGCGGUGCCGGUGCCCGCCGGGCUUCACCGGGGACUACUGUGAGACGGAAAUCGAUCUGUGCUACUCCAACCCUUGCGGCAGCAACGGGCUCUGCCGAAGCCGGGAGGGCGGCUACACUUGUGAGUGCUACGAGGACUACACCGGAGAGUACUGCGAGGUGAACGCGCGCUCCGGCCGCUGCGCUCCGGGCGUGUGCAAGAACGGAGGAACCUGUGUGAACCUGCUCAUCGGGGGCUUCAAGUGCGAGUGCCCCCCGGGCGAGUACGAGCGGCCCUACUGCGAGAUGACCACCAGGAGCUUCCCCCCUCAGUCCUUCAUCACCUUCAAGGGGCUGCGGCAGCGCUUCCACUUCACCGUCUCCCUCAUGUUUGCAACCAGGGAGAGGAACGCUCUCCUCCUCUACAACGGGCGUUUCAACGAGAAGCACGACUUCAUUGCCUUGGAGAUCAUUGAGGAGCAGAUCCAGCUCACCUUCUCUGCAGGGGAGACAACCACGACAGUGGCCCCGUUCAUUGCGGGAGGGGUCAGCGACGGGCAGUGGCACUCGGUUCAGGUGCAGUACUACAAUAAGCCAAACAUUGGCCGAUUAGGAAUUCCCCAUGGGCCCUCUGGAGAGAAGGUGGCUGUGGUGACUGUGGACGACUGUGACACGGCAGUGGCCGUGCGCUUCGGGAGCCUCAUUGGAAACUACACCUGUGCUGCCCAGGGGACUCAGACUGGCUCAAAAAAAUCUUUGGACCUUACUGGCCCUCUCCUCCUUGGUGGUGUCCCAAACUUGCCUGAGGAUUUCCCGGUGCACAACAGGCAGUUCAUUGGCUGCAUGAGGAACCUCUCCAUCGACAGCAAGCCCAUCGACAUGGCUGGUUUCAUUGCCAAUAAUGGCACUCUGCCAGGCUGUGCAGCUCAGAGGAACUAUUGUGAAACCAACUGGUGCCAGAAUGGAGGCACGUGCAUCAACAAGUGGAACACGUACAUCUGUGAGUGCCCUGUGCGCUACGGGGGGAAGAACUGUGAGCAAGCAAUGCCUUCUCCUCAGCGUUUCAGUGGUGAGAGCAUUAUCAUUUGGAGUGACCUUGACAUUACCAUCUCUGUGCCGUGGUACAUUGGGCUGAUGUUCAGAACCCGGAAAGUCAAUGGCAUGUUAAUGCAAGCCAAUGCUGGGGCUGCAUCCAAGAUCAACAUUCAGAUACUGAACAAUUACGUGCAGUUUGAAGUGUACAGUGGCCUGAGCCAGGUUGCUAGUUUGAAGAUGAGCCAGUCACGGGUCAGUGAUGGGGAAUGGCAUCAUUUAUUAGUAGAGCUGAAGAGUGCAAAAGAUGGUAAAGAUCUCAAGUACCUUGCUGUCAUGUCCUUGGACUAUGGGAUGUAUCAGAGCACUGUGCAGAUUGGAAAUCAACUACCUGGAUUGAAAAUGAAAAGCAUCAUUGUGGGAGGUGUCUCUGGAGACCAAGUCUCUGUUCAGCAGGGAUUUUAUGGAUGUAUGCAGGGAGUAAGAAUGGGAGAGACAUCUACAAACAUAGCGACACUCAACAUGAAACAGGCUAUCAAGAUCAACGUAAGGGAGGGCUGUGAAGUGGAUAACCCUUGUGAUUCCAACCCAUGUCCCCAGCACAGCUACUGCAGUGACGACUGGGACAGCUACUCCUGUGUCUGUGACCCAGGGUACUUUGGGAGGGACUGUGUUGAUGUAUGCAACUUGAACCCAUGUGAGCAUGUCUCCACAUGUGUGCACAAACCUAGCUCAUCCCACGGAUACACCUGUGAAUGUGGACAAAGCUACUAUGGACAGUACUGCGAAAGCAAGAUAGACCUACCUUGUCCCAGAGGUUGGUGGGGAAAUCCCAUCUGUGGCCCAUGUAAUUGUGAGACUAGUAAAGGGUUUGAUUCUGAUUGCAAUAAGACCAAUGGAGAAUGCCACUGCAAGGCCAAUUACUACAGGCCCCAAAGCAGUGACACCUGCUACCCCUGUGACUGCUUCCCAUCUGGCUCCCACACACGCGCCUGCGACAUGGAGACGGGACAGUGUCCUUGCAAGCCCGGCGUCAUCGGGCGGCAGUGCAACCGCUGCGACAACCCCUUUGCAGAGGUCACCGUGAGGGGCUGUGAAGUAAUUUAUAAUGGCUGUCCCAAAGCUUUUGAGGCUGGUAUUUGGUGGCCACAGACCAAGUUUGGCCAGCCAGCUGCUGUGCCUUGUCCUAAGGGAUCAGUGGGAAAUGCCGUCCGGCAUUGUAACAUUGAGAAGGGCUGGCUGCCUCCCGAGCUUUUCAACUGCACCACCAACACUUUUGUGGAUCUAAAAGUCAUGAAUGAGAAGUUACACCACAAUGAGACCAAGCUGGAUGGAGAGAAAACCAUACGGAUCGUGAGAGCGCUGCAGAAUGCCACCAAGUAUACACACAGCUUGUAUGGCAAUGACGUGAGGACAGCUUACCAGAUAAUGAUCCGGGUCCUCCAGUAUGAGAGCCAGCAGCAAGGGUUUGACUUGGCAGCCACAAGGGAUGUGGAAUUCAAUGAGAAUAUUAUCAAAGUGGGUAGUGCUUUGCUGGACCCUGGCAACAAGGAGCACUGGGAGCAAAUUCAGCGAACGGAGGGUGGCACCGCUCACCUGCUCAGGCACUACGAGGAAUAUUUCAACAAUGUGGCCCAGAACAUGAAAAAAACCUACAUGAGACCUUUUGUCAUUGUUGCCACUAACAUGAUUAUUGCUGUUGACAUCUUUGACAAGUCUAAUUUCACGGGAGCUAGAAUACCACGAUUUCAUGAGAUUAAAGAAGAUUACCCAAAAGAUCUGGAGUCAUCUGUUGUCUUCCCUGAUACUUUAUUCAGACCUUCAGAAAGGAAAGGUAAAACCCUUCUGCUGCUGUUUGGUGAGCAAUUAUGGCCAGUUCCCAGGGAGCGUGGUGGAUCCUCAGGGAGCAGAAGUGCUUUUGCAAAGAGAAAGAAGCGGCACCCAGACACUGAGACACAUCAUACUGUUGCUAUGGUCAUCAUCUACCGAUCCCUGGGACACCUCCUGCCUGAAAACUAUGACCCUGACAGGAGAAGCUUGAGAUUGCCAAAUCGCCCUAUCAUCAACACACCUGUAGUGAGCACAGCCAUUCACAGUGAUGGGGAGUUUCCUCCCAACCUGGUGGAAAAGCCUGUCAUAGUGGAGUAUGCCAUGCUGGAAACAGAGGAGAGAACAAAGCCUGUCUGUGUCUUCUGGAAUCACUCCAUCACGAUUGGUGGGACAGGUGCCUGGUCCUCCCGAGGGUGUGAGCUGUUUUCCAGAAACCACAGCCAUAUCGCUUGCCAGUGCAACCAUAUAACCAGCUUUGCUGUCCUGAUGGACAUUUCUAAACGAGAGAAUGGGGAAGUGCUUCCUCUGAAGAUUGUCACUUACACCACCGUAUCCAUCUCGCUGGCGGCUUUGCUGAUCACCUUCAUCUUGCUGGUCCUGAUCCGCACACUGCGUUCCAACUUGCACAGUAUCCACAAAAACCUGGUGGCUGCCCUGUUCUUUUCUGAGCUUGUCUUUCUUAUUGGAAUCAACCAGACUGAAAACCCGUUUGUGUGUACUGUGAUUGCCAUCCUCCUGCAUUAUUUCUACAUGAGCACCUUUGCAUGGAUGUUUGUGGAGCAGCUCCACAUCUACCGGAUGCUGACUGAAGUGAGGAACAUCAACUUCGGGCACAUGCGGUUCUACUACGUUGUUGGCUGGGGCAUUCCUGCCAUCAUAACAGGGCUUGCUGUUGGUCUGGAUCCACAAGGCUAUGGGAAUCCUGAUUUCUGCUGGCUGUCUGUUCAUGACACCCUGAUCUGGAGUUUCGCUGGGCCCAUCGUAAUGGUUGUUGUUAUAAACACUGUCAUUUUUAUACUAGCAAUGAAAGCAUCAUGCAGACGAAGGCAACGUUCAUUUGAAAAAACAGGAGUCAUCCCCGUGCUGCGGACAGCAUUCCUGCUGCUGCUGCUUAUCAGCGCCACGUGGCUGCUGGGGCUCAUGGCAGUCAACAGCGACGUCAUGACGUUUCACUAUCUCUUUGCCAUUUUCAGCUGCCUGCAGGGGCUGUUCAUUUUCUUCUUCCACUGCGUAUUUAACAAAGAAGUGAGAAAGCACUUGAAGAACACUUUAACUGGAAAGAAACCUCUUCCAGACGAUUCCACUGCAACAAGAGCUACAUUGUUAACGCGAUCUCUGAACUGCAACAACACUUAUAUAGAAGAGCCAAACAUGUAUCGCACAACUAUGGGGGAAUCCACUGUCUCCCUAGAAAGCACCGUCAGGGAUGAGGCUGCUCACAAACUCAGUGGAUCCUCAAGUCAAGCAAGGGCUGGUCAGACUGAAGCAGAUUCCUCCAUUUUUCAUAGGAAUCCAUCCAAAUCCAAUGAGCACGAUUCAGACUCUGACAGCGAGCUGUCCCUCGAUGAACACAGCAGUUCCUACGCCUCUUCCCAUUCAUCGGACAGCGAGGAGGAUGGACUCGAGACAGAGAAGAAGUGGAGCACAUCUACUUCCAAAAACAAUGAACAUGGCCCACUCCACAGCACACCCAAAGUUGAUACCCUUCCCAAUCAUGUGAAACCCUAUUGGCCCACAGAGUGCGUAACAGCCAGCGAUGGCGAGGAUCCCGGUAGGAAACAAAAACUCAAAGUAGAGACCAAGGUCAACGUAGAGCUUCACAGGGAAAACCAGGUGAACCACAGCAAUGAAGCACCCCAGGACAAGGAGAACGAAGGGCAGCAGAAGGAGAACAGACCUCUGGCCCACCAGAAUAACCAGCAGCCGGAGCAGAGGAAAGGCAUCUUAAAAAAUAAAGUUACCUACCCUCCCCCACUGGUGGAUAAGAAUAUGAAGAAUCGUUUGCGGGAAAAGCUGUCGGAUUACAAUCAGAGCACAGUCUCAUCCAGGACUACUUCCCUAGGGACAAAUGAGGGGGUCCGCUCUCCUUCGGACUCAGGGGUAACAGUGAAAAAUGUUCGGAGGGAGCAGUCUCGAGACCAGCUCAAUGGCAUGGCCAUGAACCUCCACGUGGGAACAGGACAUGCUGACACCUCAGACUCAGACGGCAGUAAUGAAACUUCAAUUUGAACCAUCAGGAAAUUGUGAUCACCUCUGCGCGGUUCCGCCUCCUCGCCGCGCUGCCCGCCUCGCACUUCAUCGGAGUGGCCACACGGUGAGGGGGAUGAGGUGGGCAUCCAUUCCCACGUGGUUUCACCUUCUGGCAGAAUGCUGACUGCUCCCGGGGCAGGCACAGUCCCGGCUGCUCCGGCAGUAAGGGCUCUGUGUGGUACGCUCCUCCCACAGGAACCCACGCUGCAAAGAUGGGAAUGGAAACAGGGGUGCACGGUGAUGGACAGAGACUGUGCACGGUGCAGGCAGUGCUGCAGGGGUUGCUUGUUGCAGGGGAGAACCAAGGAAGAACACAUUGCUUCCUAGUGGACCUACACAAGCCUGAAGACAAGCACUAGGAGGUGUCUCUUGCGGAGUUUUGAUGGCUGCAGCGUGAAGCCUUGAGGUUGCUGAGCUCUAGGGAGGAAUAUUGCAACAAGUGUCCUUUGGUUUCUAUGCCAGCA